UUUUUCAAGCAGGAAAUGGAGCUCUCCUUGAUAGGGCUUCAGAAUGCUGGAAAGACUUCACUCGUAAACGUCGUGGCAACUGGUGGGUACAGUGAAGACAUGAUCCCCACGGUGGGAUUUAAUAUGAAGAAGGUGACAAAAGGGAAUGUUACAAUCAAGUUGUGGGAUCUUGGAGGUCAACCAAGGUUCCGCAGCAUGUGGGAGCGAUAUUGUCGUGCAGUUUCUGCUAUUGUUUAUGUUGUUGAUGCUGCUGAUCCCGAUAACUUGAGCACCUCAAAAAGUGAACUUCACGACUUAUUGAGCAAGCCAUCAUUGGCCGGUAUCCCGUUGCUGGUCUUGGGAAACAAGAUUGACAAACCAGGAGCUCUAUCCAAACAGGCUUUGACUGAUGAAAUGGGACUCAAAUCUAUCGACGACAGAGAAGUAUGCUGCUUCAUGAUCUCUUGCAAGAACUCAACCAACAUUGAUUCGGUCAUCGACUGGCUUGUAAAGCAUUCAAAAUCAAAGAGCUGAGGUGGCUUGUCUUCUUCUGUUCUUCCCGUCUUGUAUGUGUCAUAAUUUCUGAGAGAUUCAUUUAUGGGUUGUUGGUGAUUGAGAUCCACUUGCCUAACUUGAUGGCUGAUUGUUUCUUCACUUCUCUUCAUUCUGAGCUGUACCAUAUGUCACCGAGUUCAUGUCUAAUUCAAUCUCUCUCCCCAAAUUCAUAUUUACUCAUUUUCUUACUCAUGUAGAUUGUGGGAAACACGGAG
Morus notabilis is the source of this 749-nucleotide messenger RNA. Its product is annotated as ADP-ribosylation factor-like protein 8a. Gene Ontology annotation, biological process: protein transport. The transcript is spliced from 5 exons. The record is from RefSeq and is a predicted model, not a curated record. The coding region runs from base 16 to 513 and encodes 165 amino acids. Gene Ontology annotation, molecular function: GTP binding; GTPase activity. NCBI's taxonomy places the organism in Eukaryota, Viridiplantae, Streptophyta, Magnoliopsida, Rosales, Moraceae.